GGGACUGGCUCCGGGACCGGAAGCAGCCUUCUACCUUACCCCAUUUUGCCCGUGGUAGCGUUUCCGGUAGCGGCGGCGGGAAGCGAGCUAGUGGCGGGCUUCUAGGCCUCUGCGGAGGCGAAUCCGGCGGGAAUCGGAGCCAUCAGAACCGCCACCAUGACCGUGGGCAAGAGCAGCAAGAUGCUGCAGCACAUCGACUACAGGAUGAGGUGCAUCCUGCAAGAUGGCCGUAUCUUCAUUGGCACCUUUAAAGCUUUUGACAAGCAUAUGAAUUUGAUCCUCUGUGACUGUGAUGAGUUCAGGAAGAUCAAACCAAAGAACUCAAAACAAGCGGAGAGAGAAGAGAAGCGAGUCCUUGGUCUGGUGCUACUUCGAGGGGAGAACCUGGUCUCAAUGACAGUAGAGGGACCACCUCCCAAAGAUACUGGCAUUGCACGAGUGCCACUUGCUGGAGCUGCUGGGGGCCCAGGGAUUGGCAGAGCUGCUGGCAGAGGAAUCCCAGCUGGUGUUCCCAUGCCCCAGGCUCCUGCAGGACUUGCUGGGCCGGUCCGUGGGGUUGGUGGGCCAUCCCAACAGGUGAUGACUCCACAAGGAAGAGGCACUGUUGCAGCAGCUGCAGCUGCUGCCACAGCCAGUAUUGCAGGGGCCCCAACCCAGUACCCACCCGGCCGUGCGGGUCCUCCCCCACCUAUGGGCCGAGGGGCACCCCCUCCAGGCAUGAUGGGCCCACCUCCUGGUAUGAGGCCUCCCAUGGGUCCCCCAAUGGGGAUUCCCCCUGGACGAGGCACUCCAAUGGGCAUGCCCCCACCAGGCAUGCGGCCCCCUCCCCCAGGGAUGCGAGGCCUUCUUUGACCUUGGCCACAGAGUUAUGGAAGUAGCUCCACAGAGGCGUGGGCCCGAUUCCCCAGGGCCACGUUACCACACCUGUUUGUUUGUUAAGCCGUUGUUCGCGGAGUCUCACCGGAUUGUCUGGUUUCCCUUACAGGGCCCCCUCCCCCGGGAAUGCGCCCACCAAGGCCCUAGACUCAUCUUGGCCCUCCUCAGCUCCCUGCCUGUUUCCCGUAAGGCUGUACAUAGUCCUUUUACUUCCUUGUGGCCUGUGACACUAGUUUAUAAUAAACUCUUAAGAGAAUAUUAUAAAUGCACCUGGUAUGUUUGUUUAUUUUCAGAAAAACCUUUGAUAUGCUGGGUGCUUAAUACGAGUCAAGAAGCGUUGCCUUGAAAAAAUUUAGCCCUAAUCCGUAGCUGCUUCCCUUGUAAAAUACUAUAUUCGUUUGCAGAGAUGCACAGCCUCAUCCAAGAGAAUUACAAAAUUGAACUACUAGAAGACAUUUCACCUGUCAAACUGGCAAAGAUCAUUUUGUUGAAAUAAACAUUCGUACCCUAUUGU
Messenger RNA from Balaenoptera musculus (blue whale), 1390 nucleotides. It is a transcript of the gene SNRPB, whose product is annotated as small nuclear ribonucleoprotein polypeptides B and B1. Gene Ontology annotation, biological process: mRNA splicing, via spliceosome. Lineage: Eukaryota; Metazoa; Chordata; Mammalia; Artiodactyla; Balaenopteridae. Gene Ontology annotation, molecular function: RNA binding. The transcript has 7 exons. The record is from RefSeq and is a predicted model, not a curated record. Bases 157 to 852 code for a protein of 231 amino acids. Gene Ontology annotation, cellular component: U4 snRNP; U1 snRNP; U4/U6 x U5 tri-snRNP complex.